Messenger RNA from Capronia epimyces CBS 606.96, 1707 nucleotides. RefSeq lists its product as uncharacterized. Bases 1 to 1707 code for a protein of 568 amino acids. Gene Ontology annotation, biological process: N-glycan processing; carbohydrate metabolic process. Lineage: Eukaryota; Fungi; Ascomycota; Eurotiomycetes; Chaetothyriales; Herpotrichiellaceae. Gene Ontology annotation, cellular component: Golgi membrane; endoplasmic reticulum. The record is from RefSeq and is a predicted model, not a curated record. Gene Ontology annotation, molecular function: calcium ion binding; mannosyl-oligosaccharide 1,2-alpha-mannosidase activity. The transcript has a single exon.
AUGGCAUGGCUGAAUGUCGCCCAUAGGAAAUUGGUCAAACUCGCCUUUGCAGUAUUCACCCUGUUUGGGAUCAUCAGCUUCCUCACAGCCGGCCCGUCAAAGCCAACCCGGAUCCAGCACAACUUUCAACGGAAGCCUCUCGCUCAGUCGGCCCGCCAACAUGCCGUCAAGCGCGAGUUCUAUCAUGCUUGGACGGCCUACAAGGACCAUGCGUGGAUGGCUGAUGGACUGAUGCCUUUGUCUGGAAGUAGGAAACAGCAGUUCUGUGGUUGGUCUGCCACUUUAGUCGAUUCUCUGGACACUCUCUACAUCAUGGGAUUUGACGAUGAGUUUCAAGAGGCCGUCAAUGCCACCUUGACAAUCGACUUUUCUGGAACAGUUGGGGACUGUGUCGUCAAUCUGUUCGAGUCUACCAUUCGUUAUCUGGGAGGCCUCCUGGCUGCAUACGAUCUCAGCAACGAUGUCAGACUCCUCCCCAAGCUCGUCGAGCUCGGAAAUUUGUUGCACUCGGCUUUCAGAACUCCCAAUGGCAUGCCGUGCACUCAUUGCAAACUCGGAGCUAAAGACGUCCUGCUGCGGGCCCCCAAUAGUGCUUCUUUGGCCGAUGUUGGAAGCUUGUACUUGGAGUUUGCUAGGCUUGCUCAAGUCACCCAGGAUGACAAGUACAUGAGGACGGUCGAAUUCUUGGCCGAUGCCUUUUCUCGAGCGCAGAAUCAAUCCAGUAUUGCUGGGCUGUGGCCGGAGAUUGUCAUUCCCAGUUCUACCGAUGGCGACAAUGGCCGGUUCGCCAAGGGAAACUUCCGCUACUCCCUGGGUGCCCUGUCGGACUCUGCCUACGAGUAUCUGGUCAAGACUCACCUGUUGCUGGGAAAGAGCACCAAAAUCUACGAAUCCAUGUGGAAAUCCGCAUCCAGGCAAAUCAAGCGACACCUGUUAUUUCGAGCCUUCAUCCCUCCCGCCAACAAGGCCGAUGUCAUCUUCUCCGGAAUAGCCACUAUGGUACCGUCGGGCGACGAGCCCAUGCUCGAGACGCGGACGGAGCACCUGGCUUGUUUCUCAGGAGGCAUGUUUGCCAUAGCCUCUCGCAUAUUUAACGAACCGCGUGACUUUGACGUUGGCAAGCAGAUCACCAACGGCUGUGUUUGGGCAUAUCACAAUAGUCCCACAGGCAUCAUGCCUGAAGCACUUACCACACUCCCCUGCUCGACGGGUGACGGGAAACAAUGUGCCUGGAACGAGUCAUACUGGGACCAAGAAAGCCGCCGUCCCGCCAACUGUUUGAUGGCCGACUGUGACAAGUACACUUUCCCACCGGGCUUCCUGCAAGUGUCAGACCCUUCGUACAAACUACGACCCGAGGCAAUCGAGUCGGUCUUUGUCAUGUGGAGAAUGACGGGCGAUGAAUACUGGCGUGAUGUCGGCUGGUCCAUGUUCGAAUCCAUCAUCGAACAUACCCGUUCUGCUUAUGGCCAUGCCUCUCUGCUGAGCACGAUGGAAAUGUUCGACCAGGACCGGUAUGAAAAGGGUUUGAUGGUCAGGAAAGUCUUGGCUAGAAGGCAUGACGACAUGGAGAGUUUCUGGUUUGCUGAGACGUUGAAGUAUUUCUACCUGCUCUUCAGCGAUCCCGGGUUGAUCAGUCUGGAUGAGUGGGUGUUGAACACCGAAGCCCAUCCAUUCCGACUGACACCGGGGAUCCGAGGGUUUUAG